This is a messenger RNA of Rotaria sordida, 396 nucleotides long. NCBI's taxonomy places the organism in Eukaryota, Metazoa, Rotifera, Eurotatoria, Philodinida, Philodinidae. The record is from the annotation of a GenBank genome assembly.
AUGGACGCUACAACUAACACAGCAGUACAAACAUUUGAUGCUGGAUGGCAAUCAAAUAUAUUGUAUACUGGAAAUACAAUCAUUAUCAUAACGAAUUAUACGUGGAUUCCAGGACGUCGUUAUUAUGUUCUUUUUGAUAGUGGGCCUGAAUCAGCUCCAAUAACUGAUUCAACAUUUUGGGCUUUCAAUAUAUGGGAUCCCGGUGUAUCAAGCACAACCACAACUACUACCACGCCUCCAACAACAGGAACUGUAACAACUCGACCAUUAUCAACAACGACUGUUAAUACAUUGUUAACAACUACUGGUCUUCAUGUUACUUCUACUACUACUGUUACAAUCACAACUACUACUGAAUCUACGACAACUUCAACUACUACAUCCAGUAAUAUUUGA